AACACGUGAUUAUUGUCAGAAUUUCUGGUGAAGAGAGAGAGAGAGAGGAGAGAAAGGCCUUACUUUCUCGCUCUUGCCCUCAAUUUUGUGCCCUAUUUCCCAAAAAAUAGGUGUUUUUUUGGCUCUUCCAGUCUCCAAAAUUUGGGAUUCUUGGGCUAUAAACGGCGGAGAAGGUGAUUGCGCAGCCACAGUUUCAGAGAUUAGGGUUUUAGGGCAUUUGGUGUAUUUGCAGGCGCUGAUCGUUCUUGAAUUGAGGGUAUGUCUUCUGUGAUUUCCUGGUUUGAAAGGCGGUGAUCACAGUGAAAUUGCAGAGAAUCCAGGGAAUUAGGGCUUUCUCUGUUGUAUAAUAAGGCGGUGUUGAUCGCCUUGCAUUUGUAAAAAGGGUUUUGGCUUUGGAGUCAAUUUGGGGGAUAAAUGGAGGCAGAUUCAUGGACUGGUCGAUUCUCAGCAUCCAAACGCCAUCAAACCUCCAUCCAAACUCGUUCUGAUCUGCAUCUAAGCUUUGACGACACGGAUGGUGAAGAUGAGGUUAGAGCAGAAUUCCCAUGCCCUUUUUGCUCUGAGGUUUUUGACAUAGUGAGCUUGUGUUGUCAUAUUGAUGAUAAGCACUCUAUGGAGGCCAGAAAUGCGGUUUGCCCUGUUUGUGCGACAAGGGUAGGAAUGGAAAUGGUUGGACACAUAACUAUGCACCAUGGAAAUUUCUUCAAGAUGCAGCGUAGGAGAAGAUUCCGUAGAGGAUCAAUGCAAUCACAUUCAACACUUUCCUUUCUAAGCAAAGAACUGCAUGAGGGGCACCUACAAUCACUUCUUGGGGGAUCAACCUGCACGAUUGCUCCUUCAAAUACAGCUGCUGAUCCUUUGUUGUCAUCUUUUAUCUACAAUUUCCCAAUGUCAUGCACUACAACAAAAUCGGAGCCUCAGGUGCAGGUUGAAGGAAGUUCAUCCAAUACCAGUGCUGAGGAAAAUGUGGAAAGUGUGGAGGCUGCUCUGCCAGACGAGGAGCAACAAGAGAAGGCUCGCAGAUGUGAGUUUGUGCGUGAGCUGCUGCUCUCUACCAUUCUUGACGACGACGAUGCUUUAUGAGAGAGCAAGAGAGAGACCGACGCACCAUGAUGCCCCUUGGGUACGUUACGUGAUGAGAUAGAAACAUCCAUGCCCUCCCUCUCUCAUGACCUAAAGUAAGUGUUCAUAUGAUGAAUAGAUGGCUCUUGGUAAUUGGUGUCAUAAAAUAUCCAUAUACAGUUGAGAGAUGAGGGGGCAUGGCAUGCAUUUUUAUUAUUAUGUAUUAAGAUAUAUAAAUAGGUAGAUAGAUGUUAGGGAUGGAACUCAUUGCUUUCUUGUGCUACUGGGGAGGAGCAUACGGAAGAGAACCACUUUCUAUAUAUUUGAUUUGUGGCUCAGGCUUGGAUGGCCAAUGUCUCCCUUAUGUUUAGUAUUUUUAUAUAUAAAUAUCAUCUUAGUUGGAAGACAAAAA
Amborella trichopoda is the source of this 1474-nucleotide messenger RNA. Its product is annotated as protein DEHYDRATION-INDUCED 19 homolog 3. The record is from RefSeq and is a predicted model, not a curated record. Lineage: Eukaryota; Viridiplantae; Streptophyta; Magnoliopsida; Amborellales; Amborellaceae.